UUUGUUGAUGACUUUCCUAAAAAUGAUUUUUAUACUUUAUUGACGUAUUAUAAUAAAAAAAGAUAAUGUUAAAAGCUGCGAAAAACAAGUGUGGAACAGUAUAACGCAGAAGUUUUCCUCGAUAAACAUACCUACAUAUGAAAAGUAGCUCAAGAGUGGAUGGGGAUAAAAAGUAUUUUAACAUCAUCAGUUCUUUACAGUUCUUUAUUCACAUUCGCUGCUUUAACAUAGCACUCAAUGUGUUCCUGCAAAUUGUUAAAUUUAAUGAUUUGUAUAAUUAAAAUAACUUAAAUUCAGGAAAAUGUUGUUCAUCGGCUCAAUAUUUGCUGUAAUUGCGAGUGCAUUCAUAUAUCGUUCUUCUCGAGAAAAUUGGCCUGUUUUGCUUGAAACAUGUAUUCUACAUAUAGAGUAUGGUUUAUUAGCUGUUAAAGAAAUUAUUUUCGAUUUGGUAAAUAGAAAAAAUAAUAAAAAUGAUUGCUCACUUCAAACAGGAAGAAUAGCUAUCAUAACAGGAGGUUCUAGAGGACUUGGAGUUGAAGUAGUGAAAAUGCUUUUAGAACUUGAUAUGGAAGUAUUAAUUGCUUGUAGAACACCUUCAGCUGGUGAAAAAGUUAUUCUUCAGAUUAGAGAAUCUGGUGUUAAAAGUGGACAAGCAAAAGUAUAUAAACUUGAUAAUGCCUCAUUAGACUCUGUAAAACAGUUUGCUUUAGAAAUAAAAAGAGAUUAUAAACAAAUUCAUGUUCUGGUCAAUAAUGCUGGUAUCAUGUUUCACCCAUAUGAUGAAACAGUAGAAGGAUUUGAGCAGCAAUGGGGUGUAAAUUAUUUAUCUCACUUUUUAUUAACAGCUCUUUUAUUACCACUAUUAAAAGCUGGUGGACUUCCACAACAAUCAAGUAGAAUUGUUAAUGUCACCUCCUGUGCUCAUCUUUUGGGAAAAAUUAACUUCAAUGAUAUUAAUAACAAGAAUAGAUUUAUCAGUAUGAACGCAUAUUCACAAAGUAAACUGGCACAAGUAGUAUUUACCAAAUGGUUGCAAAAUAUUUUAAAAGCAAAACAAUAUCAUGUACAAGUUUAUACUGUACAUCCUGGUAUAGUAAAUACAGAACUUUUUGUAAAUUCUUAUCUUUGGCACUUUAGAUCAAUUAUUCGAUAUAUUCUUAAGAAUCCUAAAGAAGGAGCCACUCCUGUUGCCUAUGCAGCUGUGAACAAAGCAAUAGAAGAUAAGGGUGGUAUAUACAUUAACAAUUGUAUUUCUAGUCCUUCUCAUCCAGAUGCUGAAAAUGUGUCGAUUCAAAAACAGUUGCUUGACUUGUCUCUUCAACAAGUAAAAUUAAGUGAUUUUUUCGAAUAUGUAUCGUAAAAUGAUAUUUCGUUAAACUAAUUAUGUAUUAUAAAAAUAUGUACUUACUAGAUUUAUGUAAUGAUAUAAUUUUUUUUAAGAAAGGUAAUAUUGGAAAGGGA
Molecule: messenger RNA, 1461 nt
Organism: Osmia lignaria (orchard mason bee)
Lineage: Eukaryota; Metazoa; Arthropoda; Insecta; Hymenoptera; Megachilidae
Product: polyprenol dehydrogenase
Source: RefSeq, a predicted model, not a curated record